Messenger RNA from Thermothielavioides terrestris NRRL 8126, 3135 nucleotides. RefSeq lists its product as uncharacterized. Lineage: Eukaryota; Fungi; Ascomycota; Sordariomycetes; Sordariales; Chaetomiaceae. Bases 1 to 3135 code for a protein of 1044 amino acids. Gene Ontology annotation, molecular function: oxidoreductase activity; molybdenum ion binding. The record is from RefSeq and is a predicted model, not a curated record. The transcript has 6 exons.
AUGCCUCACAACGUGCCCUGGGAAGUGUCCGUGAAAGACCACCCCGGAUCCCCGGAGCAGGACAUCCGGGACGAGCCCGAUUGGAUCCAGCUGCAGUCCCACGCGAUCGGAUUCAAGAACCGCGAUGGCCGCCGGCCGGGACUCACCCACUUCGAGCGCGACCAUGAAGAGGAGGUUGAGGCUGCCCGACGUCUCCGCGAGGAGCUGCACCACAAGAUAGAUCUCGGUAGCCUCGUAAACUUCCGCGAUCUAAUUCAGGACCAGCCUGACUUCCACCUCCGUCACCCGGAGAACCGGUCGCUGGGCUGGCGGUAUGUGCUGGAAACGUCCGAGGACUGGGUCAAGAACAAGCAGAAAUGGCCCGCCAACAUUGAGAAAUGGGAGAAGGAGAAGCAGGAAGCGGAAAAGAAAAAGAAGGAAGAGGAGGGGAAGAGUAAGGAGCGCGGCAAGCAAGGCGAGGGUAAAUCCCAGGACGAGGAAAAAACGCCCGAGCUCACCCCUCAAGAACGCGCCCUGGCGGAGACAUUUCGGCGAGAAUCACGCUAUAUCGCCAGCCUGAAGCAGAACGACGGCAAGCAAGCAUCGCCCCAGACGCGCAAUCGAUCGUCCGUCACCAUUGACGAGCAGGACCAAUUCUCGCCCGACAACUGGCUGCCGCGCUGCCCGGACUUGAUCCGCCUCACGGGCAAGCAUCCCAUGAACGCCGAGCCUCCACUCAUCCGGCUCUUCGAAGGCGGCCUGAUCACCCCCAAUGAGUCGCACUUCGUCCGCAAUCACGGCUCCGUUCCACGCCUGCUGUGGGAAUUUCACCGGCUUGACAUCGAGCACAACGGAAAGACUCUCUCUCUCACCAUGGACCAGCUAAAGGAACGAUACAAGGACCGCUUCAUCAACAUCCCCAUCGCCAUUGCCUGCACAGGCAACCGGCGCAAGGAGCUGAACCUCCUGCGCAAAACAAAGGGCGCCAACAACGCCGCCAGCUCGGUCGCCUGCGCUUACUGGAAAGGCCCACUGGUCCGCGACGUCCUUCUCUCCGCCGGCGUCCCCGAGAAGCUCCCUCCCUCCCCCAACGGCACCCGAUACUGGGUCAACUUCGCCGGGGCCGACAGCCUCAGCGAGGGCGCGUACGAGACGUCCAUCCCGUUCGACUACGUCAUGGACCCGUCCAACGACGUGCUGCUCGCGCUCGAGAUGAACGACCUGCCGCUGCCGCCGGACCACGGCUACCCGGUGCGGCUGAUGGUGCCCGGCUGGGUCGGCGGGCGCUGCGUCAAGUGGCUGCGGCGCAUCUGGCUCAGCGACCGCGAGACAGAGAGCUACUACCACGUGUGGGACAACCGCGUGGUGCCGCCGUUCGUGCGCGACAAGGACGGCGAGCUCGCCGAGGCGCUGUUCCGGCACCCGAGCACCAUCUGCAACGAGCAGGUACUCAACUCGGUCGUGUGCAGGCCGGCGCACGGGGAGAAGAUCGCGCUGCGCGAGGUGGAAAAGGGCGCAAAGUACAGGGUGCAGGGGUUUGCGUACAAUGGAGCCGGGCACGAGGUGCAGCAGGUCGAGGUGUCGAUGGACGAGGGAAAAUCGUGGCUCUGUGCGGCCAGACAGUUUCCCGAGUAUCCGAUCCGGCACGGGAACAAGUUUUGGACGUGGCUGUUCUGGGAAGUCGAGGUCGAGCUCGCCGAUCUAGUGCGCGCGCCGAGCAUCAUGGUGAGGUGCUGGGACACGCUCAAGAACACGCAGCCGAGGGAAAUGAGGUGGAACAUCCUGGGGAUGAUGAACAACGCGUGGUACACCGUCAAGACGGAAACACUACUUGACGGCGACGAAAGGACGCCUGCCGUGAUCUUCCGGCAUCCGACCGAGGCGGCUUCUUCGUCCGGCGGUUGGAUGCAGCCGUCCGAGGAACUCAGGAUUGCGCAGGCCAAGCAGGAGGCGGCGACGCCGCAGAAGCAGUUCACGCGCGAGGAGAUUGAGAAGCACGACAAGGAGGAUGACUGCUGGCUCGUGAUCGACAACAAGGUGUACGAUGUGACAAGCGUGCUCUCGUGGCAUCCGGGUGGCAAAGCGGCCAUCAUGGGACACGCGGGACAGUGCCACAGUGCCACGACGGAAGAGUUCUCCAGCAUUCACGACGACUAUGCGUACCAGAAACUCCAAGAAUGCAUCCUGGGCGCGGUGACGAAGAAGACAGCCAACUUCAUCAAGCAGACCGCGGAGAUCGCCGCCAAGGAGCGCGCCGAAAACGCCCAGCAACAAGGCGAGGGCGCCCGGCUAGCGCUCCAAAAGCACCGCUGGGUACCUGUGAAACUGAUCGACCGUCGCUCCAUCUCAAAGGACACGCGCACCUACACCUUCGAGCUGCCGCCCGGCAAGCCCGAGCUCGGCCUCGGCACCUGCCAGCACAUCCAAGUCGGCUUCCACCUGCAAGACAAGAUGCUCGUGCGGCCCUACACCCCAACCCGGCCCCAACCACCCACCCCUCCCGACUCGCCCACCUCCACCACCUCCACCGCCAACAACAACAGCAACAAACCGGCCACCUUCGACCUCACCGUCAAAACCUACUUCCCGACCGACGCCCAGCCAGGCGGCGCCUUAUCCAACCUGCUCGACUGCAUGCCGCUAGGCGAGGAAGUUGAGAUCCGGGGGCCGACGGGGGACAUCGUGUACGCGGGCGACUCGGAGUUCUUGGUGGCGGGUGCGGGCGGCGCGGGCGGCGGGGCGACGCGGCGACUGCGCUUCCCGCGCGUGUCGCUCGUGCUGGGCGGGUCGGGCAUCACGCCCGGGUACGCUUUGGUGGCGCGGAUCGCGCAGGCCGGCGGCGGCGACAUGACGGAGGUGCGCGCCGUCGACGCGAACCGCACCGAGGCGGACAUUCUGCUCCGUGAGGACCUCGAUCGGUUCGAGAGGCAGUCUGGCGGCAGGAUCAGGUUCACGCAUGUGCUCAGCCAUCCUGGCGAGGGGUGGCGGGGGGAGAAGGGGCGGGUGGAUGCGGCGAUUUUGAGGAAGUACCUGUUUCCGCCGGGGGAGGGCAAUGUGGUGUUUUUGUGUGGACCGCCCGGGCUGGUUCAGAAGGCGGCGUUGCCGGCGCUGAAAGAAUGGGGCUACGUGGAGGACGAGAAUAUGUUUGGAUUCUGA